UACAAGAGGAGGUGGGUCUAGCAUAAAAGACUAACUUUGUUCCCAGUUCUUCUGUUUACGCGCCAGUCUCCCAGAGACGAGAUUGCAAAAUUCAUUUUUUACCAGUAUUAAAUAACGGAUAUAUUUGUAGAGACAACUUCAAAUCAUCGAGAGAAAAACAAUAUCUUCUAUCAACUGCUGCAGAUAAAUGUCUUCCACGUUCCCACAUUCUCUUUGUUAUUAAUUGUUGUUAUGACUGGAUUCAUAGUUUGGUGUUUUAUGAGCUAUGUGGUGUCGUUCUUCAAUAACAUACAGACCGAUAUUGAUGAUAUUACUGAUGUUGUACAUUCGUCUACAUAUAACAAAGAACAAAAAUUUGGAACACUAAUUACACAUAAAUCAAGCUCAAAAAAAUCUUUUCUAAUCGAAAACGGUGUUGUAAAUACGUCCUGUCCUAACUUUAAGAAAAUUAUGGACAGUAACAUUUCCCUCGAAGAUGAUAAAGUUCCUAAGUCACAAAGUCUAUGGAACAAUCAGAUAGAUAAGCUAGAAAAUGACAAAUACAGGAUUAACAACAGCAGUAGCAGUGAGGAAAACAUCAUACAACCUGCCAAUAAAAAUCAAACUCAUGUACUCACAACACCAAAAAUUCCCAGAAAACGCCGCUUUCGAAGAAGAAGCAAAACCGCUCCAUCUUCAGCGUACGUUUCACACAACACCCAGGUGGGAGAACUAAGUGUGUCGGAUUCCGAAAUGAAAGGAAAUGCACACACAAAAUUGUGUCGAGUAAAGACGCCUAAUAUCGUUGUUGUUAUUGACAACAGCAACAUAUUUAUAGGUGCAAGAGAAGCUGCUUGUCAUGAAAAAUCGGGAAUUCGACCUCGACAUGUUAAACUAAAGCUAAUUCAACUGUUACAUAUUGCUGAAGAAGGAAGAAAGGUCACCCGAGGUAUUGCUGGCGCCUCAUCACCAACUACGACAAGUGCAGCCGUGUGGGAUAUAUACAGGAGGUCUGGAUACUCAGUUGAUUUGGAAGAUAGAAGAGGAAAGGAUGAACAGAGAGUUGACGAACAACUUCAUCUUGCUAUUUAUAGGGCAUUGGUGGAGCUUCCUGCUCAAACAUUGGUCAUUGCAACAGGUGAUGGAAACAAAGGUAAAUCAAGAAGUAACACCAGCUUUGUUGAAUGCGCGAAAAGAGCGAUAUACCUGGGUUGGAAGGUCGAAGUUUUGUCGUGGCGUCAUUGUUUAAGCGUUGAGUGGUUAAAAAUGGCGAAUGAAAAAAUGUUGAAAAUUAAAUUUCUUGAUGAACACAUACAUCAACUGACAUCAAUUGAGAAACGUCAGGAAAGAAGAUCGCCUUAAGAUAGAUUUACUGUACAUUCCUUGUAUAUAGUAAUAUAGUAUUUAAAUAUAUAUUCAUAUUUAAAAUGGAUGAGAUUUAUAGUU
Hydractinia symbiolongicarpus is the source of this 1425-nucleotide messenger RNA. RefSeq lists its product as uncharacterized. The transcript has 5 exons. The record is from RefSeq and is a predicted model, not a curated record. Bases 232 to 1341 code for a protein of 369 amino acids. Lineage: Eukaryota; Metazoa; Cnidaria; Hydrozoa; Anthoathecata; Hydractiniidae.